This is a messenger RNA of Solanum dulcamara, 1248 nucleotides long. RefSeq lists its product as uncharacterized. Lineage: Eukaryota; Viridiplantae; Streptophyta; Magnoliopsida; Solanales; Solanaceae. The transcript has 3 exons. The coding region runs from base 1 to 1248 and encodes 415 amino acids. The record is from RefSeq and is a predicted model, not a curated record.
AUGGGUGUUAAUCUUUACAUAGAGUUGAAGAAGAAAGAGCUUGGUUUCGUGAAUUAUCCCCUGUGCAUAUCAAGCUUUGAUAUAAAAAGAUGUGAGAUAAAAUCAUUCGACAGUACAUCUGGAGCAAUCGUUUGUGCUGAAUCAAAUGCGAAUGAGUCCCACAUUUUUGGUUUAGAAGAAUCUGGUAAUAUUGCAAAUUGUUAUAUAGCAGAAUUGGAGUUGAUGAACUACAUAGAUGAUACAAAUGGUGCGGAAGUGAAGGAGAAUCAAUUCUAUAAGGAUAAAGCAACUCUAGUUGAUGCAUGGCGAUCAAAAGAGCAUGCUUUGGAGAUGUUAAGGGGAAAACCUGCUGAUGGAUAUAGACAGCUGCCUAUAUACAUACAUAUUCUAAAAACCGUAUAUCCAAAUUCGUACAUAAGUAUGCACAAGUCAUCAACUGAUGAGUUCAUGUAUUUGUUCAUAGCGUUAAGGCCCUUGAUGAGGGGGUUUCAGUUUUGUCGACCAGUAGUUAUUGUUGACGGUGCACAUCUUGAUGGACCUUAUAAAGGGACGUUUGUAUCAGCUAGCACACUUGAUGGGGCAGAUAUUACUUUCUUAUACUGUUGCAUAUUGCCGUUGGCGUAUGGUAUUGUUGAUACGGAAAAUGAUGCAUCAUGGAUGUGGAUUUUUCAGAAUUUUAAGAAUGCAUUUGGUGAGAGGGACAAUAUGUGUGUUGUAUCAGAUAGGAACGAAAGCAUAAUCAAGAGUGUAAGCAUGGUAUUUCCCAAUGUUCCUCAUUUUGCAUGCAUAUGGCAUAUAUGGAAAAAUGUGUGUACUAAAUACAGAAGGAGCAAAGCUGUACUAAGUGACAUCUUCUAUUCAAUGGCCAAGGCAUACCGAAAAGAUGAAGUCGAUAAAUUAAUGGCCAAAGUUGAAAGAAUCGAUCAACGGGUGGCACAAUAUUUAAAAAAUGCAGGAUACGAAAAGUGGUCAAGGGUUCAUGCCACUGUCAACAGGGGUAGAAUGAUGACUUCUAACAUCGCAGAAUGUAUCAAUGGAUGUCUUGUUGAAGCACGAGAGCUGCCUAUAAUUGACUUUUUGGAGCAAACGAGAAUGUUAUUUGGUUCUUGGACCUGCAAAAAUAGGGAAAUAGCAUCUUAUACAAAACAUACUUUGGGAAGAAAAUUCGAAGAUAUCCUAGUUUCAAACACGAUCAAGUGUUCGCGAAUGAAGGUACACGAUACAUACUUUCUGAUACAUAUAUACUGA